GGGAUGGUAGUGGAGGGCUGGUAUUUUUAGCACCAGUGACGCAACCGGAGAGACGCUCAACCAACAAGAGGAUAUUGUGUCCCAACUGUUGGGAGUCGUUCCGUGUGCGUAAAGAGACGCGAGGAGGGCACGAGGACAACGUAUUUGUUUAAGGCAAUCGCAACGUGAACAGAUAUUUAGCGCAGCCCCGUGAAAAGGGUUGUAUUUACUCACCUGUGCGUUGUGCUUAAACCCCUGCAGUGUUGCUCAAAGGCCAAGCAGUUGUUUGCGUGCAGUAUAAAUGUGUUGUAUUCGUCUAUUUGAAUAUUUAUGGGUACCGGAGGUCCCAAAUUGUUCUUGGAAUAGCAUAACUUUCGUAUGACUGGGAAGGCGGAGACAUGUGGAUCCAAUGAGUCCAAUCAUAUUCACGCGCGGUGCUGUUGUUCUCCAUAGGAGCCCUUUCACGUGAAUGAAACACCCCAAAAAAGGUGAAUUCGGUGUAUACAAUGAGCUGUGGUGACCUCAAGGAUGGUCGCAAGUGAAACAUAAAAACGAGAGACCUUGGGCAUUCAGAGGACGUAUGGCUUUCCUCGGUUAAAAGAAGUGUUCGCCAUCCAAUCGCUGAGAAAUACAAUCCAAACUUUUUGAUACCAAAUCAUAGCACACCACAUUGUUCUUCAAGGUCUUGCUUUCUUAAAAGUAGUAUUUGAGGGAUUUGUGACAUUUUUUAUCAAUUCUCAAUUGGUUAAAAAAAAAAAAAACGGUAGAUUUAGCACCAAAUCUGUGUAAUAAACACAAAAAAGAGGCAACAACUUAUGAGACACAGAGCCUGGUGAACUCCAUAUACUUCCAUCAUAAUGUUCUACGCCCUUUUACACUUUCACAAUGUAUUUGUUCGUUAAUUAAUUAGCAAUCUCCCCCGAAAGAUCCCCGACCAGCGAGGAAAGCCGGAAAACAAACACCGGGCGCGCACCGCUCCUUUCUCAAAUGGAUCUCAUUGUGAAAAGCUUUACCUGCUCGCCCGCCUGGUUUCUCAGGUAGACCCACUUCCUCUGUGCUCAGACAUUUCUCAGAUGUGUCCACCCACAUCUGAGACCUGCCAGUAAAAAGGAUUGGGCGUGCACCAAACAACAAAGCAAAUCUCAAGAUCGGACAAGCCCAUUCACAGCUGAUCGCCAAACACAAAUAUAGAGAGAAAAGAAACUGGGCGAUCUGCCUCUCAUUUUCACGUAGAAAUGGCAGAGCAAGGAUUUAACUUGGACCCAGAAACGCUCGGCUGCUCAAUCUGUCUGGAUCUACUGAAGGACCCGGUCAUUAUUCCCUGUGGACACAGAUACUGUAUGAGCUGUAUCAGACACGUCUGGGACGAGGAGGGUGAGAAGAAAAGCCACAGCUGUCCUCAGUGCGCACAGACCUUCCUAGCGAGGCCCGACCUGGUGAGAAACACCACGUUAGCGGAUUUAGUGGAGGAGCUGAAGGCGGCGGGACUCCAAGCCGAUCGCUCCUGUGCUGGACCCGGAGAUGUGGCCUGUGACGUGUGCACUGGGAGGAGGCGGAAAGCCCACAUGGCCUGUCAGACUUGUCAGGCUUCUUACUGUGAGCAACAUCUCCAGCCUCACCAAGACCCCCCGACACUUGAAAAGCACACGCUUGUCAGCCUCACCGAGAAGCGUCCGGAGAACGUUUCCUACCAAACCCGUGAGGAAUUUGCCCGCCAUCUCUGUCCCGUGGACGCGGUCUCGGCCGCGGCGGAGAGAACCGAGAGGCAGCGAGAGCUGGAGGCCAGUCGACUAACCAUCCAGCAGCGAAUCCAGAGCAGAGAGAAGGGCGUGAGGGUUCUUCAACUGGAGGCGGAGGCUCUCAACCGCUCUGCUGACAAAGCGGUGGAUGACAGUGAGGAGAUCUUUGCUGGGCUAAUCGGUACGAUUGAGAGGCAGAGACGCGAGGUGAAGAUGCAGAUCCGGUCUCGGCAGAAGACGGAAGUGAGCCGGGUCGCAGAGAUUCGGGACAAGCUGGAGGAGGAGAUCGCCGAUCUGAGAAGAAAAGACGGCGAGCUGCAGCAGCUUUCGCAAGCGCCGGACGACGACAACGACGACCCCCGUCUUCUCCACAGGAAGCCUUCCCUCACCCGCCUCGGUGGACCCAUGGACUUGCCGAGCUACACCCGUCCUCUUCGGUACGUGGAAGAUGUGACGGCGGCUGUGUCGGAGGUGAGAGAUAAACUUCACAGGGUUCUACACAAGGAAUGGCCAACGGUCUCACGGACGGCGACCGGAGCGGAUGCGCCAUCGACACCGCCGGAGCCCGCGACAAGAGCUGUUCAGCGAGGUUCAGUGAGGUCACGUGAGUACCACAGGUACUCACGUGACCUCACGCUGGACCCAAACACGGUGCACACACAUGUGCUGUUAUCCGAGGGAAACAGGAAGGCAACACUGGUGAAAAAGACUCAACUUUACCAUUGGCACCCGGACAGAUUUCUGGAAAGGUGGCAGGUCCUGAGCAAGGAGGGCCUGACUGGGCGUUGCUACUGGGAGGUGAAGAGAAGCGGAGUGGAAGUCUUAAUAGCAGUGGCCUAUAAGGAUAUCAGCAGGUCGGGGACCUUCGACACAUGUGUGUUUGGAAACAACAGCAAGUCUUGGGGAUUAGCCUCUUACAAAAACGGUUAUCAAUUCAAACACAGCAACAUCAGAACUCCCGUCUCAGGACCUCAGUCCUCCAGAUUAGGAGUGUACCUGGAUCACGGUGCAGGUAUUCUGUCCUUCUACAGCGUCUCUGAAACCAUGACUCUCCUCCACAGAGUCCAGACCACAUUCACUCAGCCUCUCCAUGUCGGAUUCUGGCUUCCAAAUACUAAAGGAGACACAGUUGAGUUGUGCUAAAGAGAUAGAGGUGACAGCAGAGGGCACAACCCUUCAAAACUACGGAUAACUACCCACUGGGGAGCUCCCCUCAAGAUCUACAUAUCUUCAAGAGGAUUUGUUGGGGGGGGGGGGGGGGGGGGGACUUCGCUGAGGGUCUUUUUAGAAGUGAAGACUGCCGGUGCUGCAUUGGCUCAUGCAUUUUACCAAUGACCGUACACUCACGCCACUCAUAGUUCCUCUUGUGCUGGGACAGUACCAACUCUAAAAUGCAAGGGGAAACGUCACAUGACACAAUAAAAUGGGGGGUUCUUACAACUUUUUAAUAUGUACUUAAUAUGGCAAUGUGAGUAGAAGGAUAUUUGUUCCAUGAUGUUUUAAUUUAUCAUUUGUGACAUUUGUUUUAAUUGGCUGAAACUUUAAAUGUAUGAAUGUAGUGUAAUGUAUGAUACUGUGUGCUUCAUUUGUUCACAUCUGUAUUUUUAUAUUCCAAUCUAGUUUAAUUUUUAGCUAUUAUUCUGCUAUGCAGUAUUCAGGGAGCCCACAUAAUUUCCAAUCAGACCAGGUCUUUGUGUUUAUUGUUAUGUUUAUGGUUUUAUGGGUGAUGGUGAGACAGGAAGACAGAAGAUAAAAAACCAAGAAACCAAAAAGGCUCGGAUUGAAACCCUAUUCUUCACAGACAUCAAAAUGCAAAUGACGUGGCCACUUAUGUGAUACUCUAUCCUUAUUCUCAUUGAGAUGGUGCCCCGUAAAUCACAGUCAAUUAGUCCCUCUAUUAGACGGUCGUCCGCCUCCACUCUGAUGCUGCUGAUGGUGACAAAUGAGUCCAUGAGUGAGUCACUGGUCCUUAAGCACUGCUACCUUUUUGUGUGUGUGUGUGUCUAUGGUAUGACCCAAACAGUGUCAAUUAAAUCUCACGGAUUCAUUGAAUAUUGUAAUAAAAUAGGUUUAAAGAAUCAAAAGAGUUUCAUUUAAGAGUUUCCUGUCAAAUGAAGACGUUUGACAUUUAUUAAUACCCGAUGAUUGGUGCUCGUACAAACGUAUACUUUGUCAUAUUAACAUCCCUCAUCAUAUUGACACUAUUAUGUACUUUCUCAGCGUUGCUGGUAAUGUACUAGCCCCCAGGACAAACUGUUCCCUAUCGCUCU
Messenger RNA from Cyclopterus lumpus (lumpfish), 3988 nucleotides. RefSeq names its product tripartite motif-containing protein 16-like. The transcript has a single exon. NCBI's taxonomy places the organism in Eukaryota, Metazoa, Chordata, Actinopteri, Perciformes, Cyclopteridae. The record is from RefSeq and is a predicted model, not a curated record. Gene Ontology annotation, molecular function: protein binding. The coding region runs from base 1215 to 2861 and encodes 548 amino acids.